This is a messenger RNA of Exophiala dermatitidis NIH/UT8656, 2906 nucleotides long. RefSeq lists its product as uncharacterized. The record is from RefSeq and is a predicted model, not a curated record. NCBI's taxonomy places the organism in Eukaryota, Fungi, Ascomycota, Eurotiomycetes, Chaetothyriales, Herpotrichiellaceae. The transcript has a single exon. The coding region runs from base 217 to 2463 and encodes 748 amino acids.
CUGGACAGGCCACUAAUCCCAAUUUGGCAUUCUGUUUGGGCCAGCGUCAUUGUUUACCCUCCAACCCUUACACUGCACACAUUUUCUAAGGUACACCUCGAAUCCACCAGCACAGCCCGCCUCUGCUUCGGGACACGAUCUCGUAUAUAAGCAGCAUCUGGAUCCCAUAGCUUGUCGACCAACUGUGGCAUCUCGACUCUGGUUCAGCACACCAUCAUGAUUACGCGGUCGAAACGGCCGAGCUCGGCAAUUUCUCCGGUCAGGCCAACAGAGGAGCCCGCGCAGAAUCAUGCAACAACACCGUCAGCAAAGAGACCAAAGAAGAAGGCUCGCUUCUCGGAUACUGCCCUUCUCAAUGGCACCACUGGUCUUACACCUUACGUGGGGAAGGCUGCCCUCGCAACUCCGAAGCGACGAGCCUCAACUCCAGCGCCAGCCCGUUACCCGGACCAAGAGGAAGUUCAAUUCACUCCUUUUAGAGAAUGCCUCGAACCAAGAACCAUCAGACGAAUGAGACGCCAUGGCCUGAGCGAUGAGAUGAAUCAAUUCUAUGCCGACCAAAAAGCCAAUGAUGCUCUCCAGAGGGAAUUGGACAGCAAAGAUGCCGAGCUGAAGAAACUCAAGGCAGAAUUGGAAGAAGUUCGCCGGUCAAGUGCAUCUUUACAGAUGAUCCCAACCUCAAGCCAAGAGCAGGUCCGCCAUCUCGAAAGUGAGAUUGCACAUCUAGAGCACAGCAUCAGCUUCUCCAGCGCCAACUCCACAUCGCGACAUCAAGGAUCACCAACCAGAAGCUCUCCUGAACCCGCGGAGCAAGGCGAUAUCUUCCAGAUUUAUGAGGAUGAGAACGAGAAUGCCGUGAACCAGGACCAGCUAGCGGACGGGGAAGAUGCCCUCACCAUGGGUUUGGAGCUUGAGUCUGCACGUCAAGUCAAGGAAGCAUUGUUUCGUUCAAGCCAGGGCUCUUCCACUGGUGACCUGCACUUUGAAGACUCCCCCGUGCGUCCCAGCAGCAUGCGAAGAAGCAUCCCUCGUUCCCCGCGUGAAUUCUAUCAUGAUCUGUCGAAACAACUAAAAGUCGCAACGAACCGAGCAGAGGAAGCAGAACUGGCGCUCGAAGCUCUAAAUACGGAGAUCAAGAGCUUAGGAUUUCCUUGCAACGACGACUCUACAGAAUGCAUCUCUAACAUCAAACACCACUUUCGGCAGAUGCGUCUGGACCUCGAACAUGUGGUUCCAGGAGAAACAGCCGGCUCUUUCGACAAUGCCAGACUGAUACCAGAGAUUAUCUCAAAGCUGAAGAUGUUGGCCCAACGAGUGCGUGAUCGAGAGGCCGAACUCAAAUCAAUGAGAGACCAACAGCGAUGUCUCAAAGGUAACUUUGAUCAUGCCAUCAUUGCAGCCGAAAAAGCCAACAAUCGAGUCAAGGAAUUGGAGGAUGUGAUAGACAAGAACGCCGAAGACUUGCUACAUCAAAGAAUGAGAGCACAAGCUCUGGAACGAGAAACCAAGGAGCUCGAAUCCAACAACCGGUCUCUCAUCAACGCCAUUGAAAAGUACCGGGAAGAGGUCAAGAGACUGGAAGAACUUGUCCAACUGAUUGAAGCCGAACAAGCUUCAAGGCUGCAGGAUGUCCGGGCUGCCACUAUGGCCGAGCUCAACCAACAGAUUUCCGACAUGGAGGCCAAAGUGGCGGCCGAGUCUCGCGGACGACGAGCAGCUGAAGAAUCGGCAGUCGACAGAUUGCGCCGAAUCAACGAACUGGAAGCCGACAUGUCCGCCGCGCGACAACGCUCGGAAGACGUUAGGGAGAAAUUGAGCGCUCUGGAGGCGCAACUGGCAUCCUCGAACCGCAGCCGCGAAGAAGAGGUUGGCGGCUUGAAUUCUAGAAUCUCCAGUUUAUCCACAGCCCUAUCUUCGGCCAACGCAGAAAUCGACAAACUUCGAAAGAUCAACGUUAAGCUCGAGGAUCGGUACCGAAGUGAAGUCGAGCAUAGCACUCAAGCCGUGGAGCGCAUGCAGACCGAAUGUAUCCGCAGCGCCACCAAGAUCAGCGAGGAACGAAAGAGCUACAUCCGUGCCGCAAAGGUGCGAUACGCCAAUUGGGAAUUGGAAAGCGAUGACCUUGUCUCUGACCCAGUCAUGGGACCAAUGACACCCGCGAGCAUUGUUCGCUUUUCGGAUGUCGCUGAUGUCGAUGAUGGCCCAGACGACGAUGACCAUGUGCCGGGCAGUGUUGAGAUGAGCAGAGGCAAGAAUAAGAAUCGUCGUCGACAAACUGGCUCCGGCUCAGGCUUGGGCAUUACGCCGAGCAUGGGGAUCAUGAAGAAGCGAGGUCGUCGACGCUAUGAUAGCGGCAUUGGCAUGGAAUCGUUGAGCGAAGUCGACGAAGACAAUGCUGAUACGAUGACGCCGGAUUUGAGCUCUGACCCAGAUGUCGAUGUCGAUGUCGAUGUGAUGGCUUGAGCCAGGUGCAGGUCAUGCUGACCGCCAUUUCUAUGAGACGUUUGAGUUCGACUUUGGAGUUUUUGGUCCUUUCUGGAUGUGCUUGGCUUACCGCGGACUGGUUACACUACGCUCACUAUACACUUUUCUUUUGUUCAUGGGAGCACGGAGUAUUGGGGCAUGGACCGGUGUCGUGUUGGAUGUACAAAUGCAUUGGCGAUGGUGUCUAGAACUUGCGGAUGACAGAGUCGGCGUGAUAGUGUCAGAUUUACAUAUCUUAAGGCUUCAAGUUGCAAUUGUAUCCAAACACCGCUCUGAAAGUCAAGUUCUCUGCUAUUCCAAUUGGUUUCUCUAAUUAAACCCCUGACCUGUUGGUUUGUACACAGCUGUCACCUAGAUGGCUGUCAUUUGUUUCUAAGGGAGAACAAAAAAAUCUACCUCUGCAUAUGAAAGUACAGAUUCAG